AUGACUGAAACUUACCAUCAACAACAUGUAUCGCUAAAUACUCCAAUUGCAAAGAUUAGAAACUUGAAUUUGAAUUCAUCACCAGUCGAUUAUGACAUACAUGAGUAUCAACCGGAUGAGGAAGAGCAUCAUCAAAGGCGUCGGUUGUUUGCACCACAGGAAACACAAUCCUCCAUGUUUAUCCUCCCAACACAACCACAAGCACCAACAAAUCUAUACCCUAGCCUAGAUUUACAAAAGUCACCAACUGAAUCAUCCAUGUUGAAUAAAGGUUACUCGCAUAAAUUGACCAACAAUGUGCUUUCAGAACUACAUAUGCGUGCUCAACAAAUCACCACUACUACCACCAACGCGGGCCAACAUGGUAGUGACGGUAACUCAAACACUUCACCACUAUAUGGAUUAGAUGAUCAGGUGAGUCAACGAAGAAAUAAACGGUAUAGUGGAAUACACAUGUCGAAAUUCAAGCAAAUGGAAUCAAUAUCACAUCAUUAUUCAGUCCACAAUGGAAGGAACAAGACGCCAUCGCCACAGAAAUUGGACAACUUGGAGAGUGGAGUAGAAACAGGAUCAAUUACUGGGCAUGGUGAAGGGAUUGAAAGUGCAAGUAAACGAAGACGAACAUUGAAUGGGAAGAAUGAAGUUUUGGCAAUUCCCAUCAUGCAUCAACAAGAAAACCGACAACCCCCACAGAACCCGACAGAUCAUCGGAAAAUAUCACCAAGUAAAGCUUCAUACAAUUUAAAUUCAAUAUUGAGAGAGACUACUGAUACUGGAUCGCCUAAUAAAGAAACAUGGUCAAAACCAUUACUACAGCCACCUAAAGUGCCACAAUUGAAAAAACGCCCUAGUUCAUUGGAAAUGGCUGGAGUGAUUAACUCGUCACCUACGAGAUAUAAUGACCCAGGGUUGGGGUCGGCAGCAGGAUCAGGAGCAUUAAAGUCUCUGAUGUUGCACAUGGACAAACCAAUGAGUAAUAGCAAUGUACUGAGUUUGCUCAAGGAGCCACUGAAACUCAACGACGCUAGUGGACUGCAACAAAGUACUGAGAGUAACCACCAUCUACUGAGUAGACCAGGAACCUCCAGGUCGUUUGUCAAGCCCCUUCUUCCUCAACAGCAACAGCAACAGCAACAGCAGCAACAACAACAACAACAACUGUUGAAUCAAAAGCCACUGAUACCCCAAUUACAGAAAAAGCCACUGAUACCCCAAUUACAGAAAAAGCCACUGAUACCCCAAUUACAGAAAAAGUCACUGAUACCCCAAUUACAGAAAAAGUCACUGAUACCCCAAUUACAGAAAAAGCCACUGAUACCCCAAUUACAACGCAAACUGAGUAUUCCACAAUUACAAAGGAAACCUCUGAUACCCCAAUUUCAUAAUAAUAAUGAACAUUUCAAUAGGAACGCAACGAUAUCUACACAGGCAACGGCAACUACAAAGACAAGUAUGAAACCUCCAUCAUCCACCACCCUUCAUCAUCAAAAUGGUGCCUUGCAACAGUCAAUGCAUCCAGGAUCCAAUGAAAAAUCAAAUCAACCACACAUUUCACGAAUGAGUCCAUCAAAAUCAUUCUCAUCAUUCAAGUCUCAUUCACAAAACAACUCCUCUAUACACAACAACAAGAAUCAACUGAUGAGUAAUGGUGCUCAGAAGAUGGAUACUUCAGUCAAGACUACUUCUACAUUGCCCAAAUCGAAAUCAAUUACUAUUCCUCAACCAUUCUCCCUUUACGAUAAACCAACAAUUUCAUCGUCACAGAAAUCAUUAAACAAGUAUCAACGGUUUAAAGAUAAAUUUCAUUGA
This is a messenger RNA of Lodderomyces parapsilosis, 1809 nucleotides long. RefSeq lists its product as uncharacterized. The coding region runs from base 1 to 1809 and encodes 602 amino acids. Lineage: Eukaryota; Fungi; Ascomycota; Pichiomycetes; Serinales; Debaryomycetaceae. The transcript has a single exon. The record is from RefSeq and is a predicted model, not a curated record.